AUGAAGGUCCUAUACGACGGCACGCUGAAACGCAACCUUGUAUUCUCAUACAACGCAAAGGCCUGUGAGAAGCGUCUGUGUCUCAACACGUCUGUGGGCACCCCGGCCGAUUGGUUUGUUACCGUUCCACAUGCUACGCUCAUGAAUGGGACUACGCCUGUGGCCAUGGCGUCACUGGAUGACUGUCUUAAGGCAGUGGGAGGAGUGCAGAUGCUUAUCCCACUCUGCGCUCAACUGGACCAGCCCAUCCGACCGAAACAGGGGCAAAGGUGUGGAUAUGCAUAA
Sphaeroforma arctica JP610 is the source of this 285-nucleotide messenger RNA. RefSeq lists its product as hypothetical. The coding region runs from base 1 to 285 and encodes 94 amino acids. Lineage: Eukaryota; Ichthyosporea; Ichthyophonida. The transcript has 2 exons. The record is from RefSeq and is a predicted model, not a curated record.